CGUCGCCGCUUUCCCCGGGCCGGGGCGCGGGGCUCCUCCCGGGGGCGGAGCGGGCGCGGCGCCAUGCCGGGCGGCGGGGCCGCGCUGCGGCGGGCGCUGCUGGGAGCGCGGCGGGCGGCGGCGGGGGCCGCCGGCGGGAGCCGCGCCGCCAUGUCUUCACAGUCUCACUGGUUGACAACAGAGGAAAGGAACCAAGUUUUGCUUGAUCUUAAAGCUUCAGGCUGGUCUGAGUUAGGCGAAAGAGAUGCCAUCUACAAAGAGUUCAAUUUCAAAAAUUUUAAUCAGGCUUUCGGAUUUAUGACACGAGUUGCUCUACAAGCAGAGAAGAUGAAUCACCACCCAGAAUGGUUUAAUGUCUACAGCAAGGUCCAGAUAACUCUUAUUUCCCAUGACUGUGGUGGACUGACCAAAAGAGAUGUGAAGCUGGCACAGUUUAUUGACAAAGCUGCUGCUUCAGUGUAAUAAAGAUGUGAAAUGUUGUAAUAUAGUUGCUACCAAUAUUGUGUGUUUAAAUAGUAUCGCUGAUUCAUUGUAACUCUGAUUUAGCCCAAGUCCCUCAGAGGACAGGAUACUUAGCAAAAAAAAAAAAAAAAAAAAAAGCUUGGCCUAGCCUUGUCUGCCUUUAAGACUUCAGUCUGAGAGACCCCCUUCUAAAUAAGCCUGGGCUUAUCCUUCGUCACUGCUGGCUCCACAUGAGGAUACAGCAGAUCAAACAUCAAAAAAUUAAUUUUGAACAAUCCUUUUCUAGAAAUUAAAAUAGAGAUUUUAAUAUUAGAAGCCAAACCCAGGAGCAUGCUUCACUAUUCACAGAGGGAAAAGCUGGAACGGACGCUGGACCCCACCCAGAGCUGUCCGUGCCUGCGGGAGUCAGGCGGGUAACGGGCCCUGCAGCCGCCUCCGGAGAAGAGCGCAAGGGCAGCUGCCCCGUGCGUGUGCCCUCGUGCCUGGCCGUUUGAUGGGUUUGUGCAUCUCUACUCCAAGGACAUAACAGCAGCCCUGCUGGGUCAUUCCCGUCCUGUCUCUGACGGUGACUGGUAGCAAGUGCUUAGGGAAGACGGUAAGAGCAGGGCAAGCAGCUAGCGAUGCUUUCUUGAAGUACUCAGCAGAUCCUGCAGCUCAGCUACGACCUUGUAUUUAAUAAGUUCCAGUAGAUGUUUUUCUGUGUGUUUGUCUACUGGCCUUUGGAACCCAUCUGGCAUCCACAGCCUAGCAUCUGUAUCAGGUGAAAGUGAUACUGGGUGUUUGAGAGUUGUUUCCUUUCUGAGGAGCUGUAGGGCUGGAUCCUGCAGCUGCUGGGAAUUGUAAUUCUCAUCCAGCAUAUAUGCAAAAAUCCGAGGCAGCUCUUGAUGCUCACGUAAUUAAAUGAAGGAUGUGCUUUUAAGUACUUUGCUGGGUCAGUCAUGCUGCAGGAUCGAGCCAUUAUUUUUGUCAUGGCAUUCUCAUACCUGCAAGAGAGGUCAGGAUAGCUUCGCCAGGCUCCUGUAACCCUGGCAGGAGCUGCCAGCAGUAGAGAAAGCAGCUUUAGCAGGAUUCUCCUGCUAAGCUGCGCCAGGCUGAAGCUAUGGACACUGUUUUUUGUAAUUAGUCAUUCAUUGCAAAUGUUGUUCCAAGAGCUGCAGAUCCCACCAAUGAGUUUUAAAAUGAUUUCUUCCGUGCUUUCAAAGUCUUUGUUUUUAUCCUGUGAUCCUCACCGAGGCAGAUUUCCUCUGCCGGCAGGGAGAAUUCAGCCUGCCGAAGGACUGCAGAAGUGGGCCUCUCUCUGCAAUCCCUGUGCUGACUGUGCCCGACAUGCACAGUCGUGCCUCGCCAGUAAUUGUUGGUGCGUAGUUACCAGAAGAUUGACACUUUAUAAAUGCCUAAAUACAUAGUUAGAAUGACACCAAAGGCACAGUUACAAACUACUGAGAAAUGAGAUACUCGUGAUUCACAAGAGACUUGUGAAUCGUUGCCAAAAUCUGUAUCUGGUGUAUGUUAGGUGUGUGGUCUCUCACAUAUUUUGGAUGCAAAAUGCCAAUAGCUGACAAGCAAAUAUGCCUGUUGAUAAAAUAAGUAAGAUAUAUAUUUUUUAAUCCUUAGCAAGUGUACUGUCACGUGCUAGCUGGCAACAGGAAUGAAAUAUGUAAGAUGUUGGAGUUCAUUGCUAGUAACUAUACCUAAGUUACCAAAUAAAAAUGUAAAAGAGACUGAAUUCAGACUUUGUGUUCAAAUGCUCUUUCCUUAAAAGUGCCUUUUCCCAUUGAAGCAGCGGAUUUCCCUGAUAUGGCUUGAAAAUGGUCACUGUUGCAAGGAAUAAAGCAAGCUAAAACAAACAACUAGCCUGCAAUCUCUUCUGUUACUCAUGGGGACAUGAACAAAGCUUCUCCCAAAGUUUUGACAAUGUCUCUAAUGAACUGUGAAAACUGUUGUUAGAAACUGAUAUAUAAUGCAAACGCUUUGAAUAAAACCAAUAAAAUCAAA
This is a messenger RNA of Dromaius novaehollandiae (emu), 2457 nucleotides long. It is a transcript of the gene PCBD2, whose product is annotated as pterin-4 alpha-carbinolamine dehydratase 2. Gene Ontology annotation, molecular function: 4-alpha-hydroxytetrahydrobiopterin dehydratase activity. The record is from RefSeq and is a predicted model, not a curated record. Gene Ontology annotation, biological process: tetrahydrobiopterin biosynthetic process. The transcript is spliced from 4 exons. Lineage: Eukaryota; Metazoa; Chordata; Aves; Casuariiformes; Dromaiidae. Bases 64 to 462 code for a protein of 132 amino acids.